AUGUUCCUCCGCCGCCUGGUGACGUCAUCAUCGCUGGCCUCCAGAAGCCUCUCAUCCACCGUCCAAUCGCGUGUCGGAAUUCCGUUUGUAAUCGAUAACGAGGGAAAAGGCGAACGCACUUAUGACAUUUAUUCGAGACUCCUUCGUGAUCGCAUCGUUUGUCUCAUGACGCCGGUGGAUGACUUCAUCGCCUCAGCUCUCAUCGCUCAGCUAUUGUUCCUGCAAAGCGAGAGUGGCAAAAAGCCAAUUCAUAUGUACAUUAAUAGUCCAGGCGGAAGUGUGACCGCGGGUCUUGCCAUCUACGACACAAUGCAAAUGAUCAGUGCGCCCGUUGCCACGUGGGUCAUCGGACAGGCUUCGUCAAUGGGAUCGCUCCUGUUGGCCGCUGGAGAGAAAGGAAUGAGAAGCGCUCUGCCUAAUGCGCGGAUUAUGGUUCAUCAGCCGAGUGGAGGGGCUCAGGGAACCUGCUCGGACAUUGUCAUUCGCGCGGAAGAAAUUACUCGUCUUAAGAAGCGACUCAAUGAAAUUUAUGUCCACCACACUGGAAUUAGUUAUGAUGAAAUCGAGCGAACCCUCGACCGCGAUCGUUUCAUGAGCGCUCAGGAGGCGCUGAAAUUCGGACUGGUCGACAAAAUCGAGACUCACAGCGGAUCGAUGCCGUCGGACUGA
Molecule: messenger RNA, 669 nt
Organism: Caenorhabditis remanei
Lineage: Eukaryota; Metazoa; Nematoda; Chromadorea; Rhabditida; Rhabditidae
Exons: 5
Coding region: 1-669 (222 amino acids)
Biological process (GO): protein quality control for misfolded or incompletely synthesized proteins
Cellular component (GO): endopeptidase Clp complex
Molecular function (GO): ATPase binding; serine-type endopeptidase activity; ATP-dependent peptidase activity
Source: RefSeq, a predicted model, not a curated record